Uloborus diversus is the source of this 666-nucleotide messenger RNA. RefSeq lists its product as uncharacterized. Lineage: Eukaryota; Metazoa; Arthropoda; Arachnida; Araneae; Uloboridae. The transcript has a single exon. The record is from RefSeq and is a predicted model, not a curated record. The coding region runs from base 1 to 666 and encodes 221 amino acids.
AUGAUAGGUGUUCUGAAGAAGCUACCGAGGAGAGUUUUAGUCCGCUCUUCUUUAACCUAUGAAGAAAUGAUCACAGUGCUUUGUGAUUGUGAAUCUACAAUCAACUCUCGACCAUUGACGUAUAUGCCUGGGGAUGAUGCUGAACUGCUUUCUCUCAGUCCUAAUUUGUUUCUGCAAGACAUUAAAACCUCUGGUGUUCCUGACAUUGAUGCUCUCGACCAUCAAAGUCUUAAUAAACGUAUUAAAUACCGUCAAAAUGUACAAAGGGAUUUGAGACAAAGAUUUAGAGCAGGAUACUUAGGAGCAUUAAUACAAAGAAGCAAGCAUAAAAGUAAACUGAACAUAUCCGUGGGUGAUAUCGUUUUAGUUGGAAGUGACAACAUGAAGCGUAUUAACUGGCCUCUUGGCAAAGUUAUUGAAGUUAUACCGAGCAAAGAAGAAGUUGUUAGACUGGUUAAACUUCAAACAGCUCAUGGACAGAUAUUAAGGCCCGUGCAAAGACUUUACCCUUUAGAGAUUUCUUCUUCUGAUCCCAUUGUGCAGAAAUCAGGACAAUUCGCGAGAAAUCCGGCUCCUGAGACUGUUGUCCCUGAUGAUAACAUCUCUGAGUCUAGAAAAACUAGAUCCGGACGUACUGUUAGAAUACCUCAAAGACUUUGUUUGUGA